GUGUGUGUGUGUGUGUGUGUGUGUGUGUGUGUGUGUGACACAGGUCCAGCCACCACAGCUGCCGAGGAACACUCGACCCACGUGACGUGUCACUGUUGCUAUUUGUGAGCCCAUGGCUCUGAAUGGCUUGAGCCGGUCAUGACUGUAACAUAGGCAUUUGAACGUGUGCUCCUCAGCUGAAACACUCGCCAUCAAAAAGAAGACACACACUUUGGAUAUUACCUCAGAUCUCUGGCAUUGUCAUUUUACUCGCUCACAGAUCUACGCUAAUGUUUUUGUUUUUUGAUGACUAAGUUUCAGUGAGUUGGGAAGUCCAAGUCUAGUUCUAGUUCCAUAGGCCUUCUAGGAUACUGCUGUGGUAGUAUUUCGGAACACAGAAACCCAGGAGUUUUUUCUUUUCUUUUGUCCAGGUGGACAGAUGAUCUAUGGAAUUUAUUGCUUGAAGGUUUAAAACGCCAGCUGAACGACUUCCAGCGACUCUACUCGACACCACUCCGCUUCGCUCCCAGCUGCCUGCAUGUGCUCCAGCUCCAGCACCAGCUCCAGCUUCUUGUUCCGGCUCCAGGUGGUCCGGUGACUAAGGUGUACAAGCAUCCAACAGGUGUCCCACGGAGGCCGCCAGCCAACCCUCCAGCCAGGAUCACCAUCACCAGCUGACGGCAGCCGGCUCUUAUAACUGGGAGCUAACUGGGGCAUAACUCACUUACAGCCUCGGCUUCAAGCCCUCCACACGCAAGCCCUCAGCUUUGUCCUUUCCAAGUUUGGCAGUAGGAGGGGGCUACUUUAAACCCCACACAUACGCACAGCAAAAAACUGAUUACUCAAGAAGAUUUCUAGAAAGUCCUGGCCUGGACUGAUUCAGAUUGUUUUGUUUUUUAAUAGCUGUUCUGCUGAAUAGUUGGGAUAGCUAUUGUCAGACUUGAGAAGGAAAGUUUUCGCAACUUUUUUUCCCCCGAACAAGUAACACCCCUGGAGCACUCCCCUGUUCCUCCCUUCCUCCUGGGAUUGUUAUUGUCAUUUUGUAUAUUUUGAAGCGAUUGCAGCUGUACGUGCGUAAGUCGCUAUGUUUCUCCAGACGUGUAAGGACAUCGGGAAGCAGCUCUUGCGGGUGAAGGUGGUGGACUGCAGUGCCACCGAGUCGCGUUUGGCGCGAUGCCUCAACACCUUCGACCUGGUGGCGCUGGGGGUGGGCAGCACGCUGGGCGCCGGCGUGUACGUGCUGGCGGGCGCGGUGGCGCGGGAGAACUCGGGCCCGGCCAUCGUCUUGUCCUUCCUGAUCGCGGCCCUGGCCUCCGUCAUGGCGGGCCUGUGCUAUGCCGAGUUUGGGGCGCGCGUGCCCAAGACCGGCUCAGCGUAUCUCUAUAGCUACGUGACCGUGGGGGAGCUGUGGGCCUUCAUCACCGGAUGGAAUCUCAUCUUGUCCUACAUUAUUGGGACGUCCAGUGUGGCUCGAGCCUGGAGUGCCACGUUCGAUAGCCUGAUCGGCAAGCACAUUGAGACCUGGUGCAGGGAACACAUGAACAUGAAUGCCCCGGGAGUGCUGGCAGAGUACCCAGACAUGUUUGCAGUGCUUAUCAUCAUCACACUCACUGGUCUGCUGGCGUUUGGUGUGAAGGAGUCGGCCAUGGUGAACAAGGUGUUCACCUGCAUCAACGUGCUGGUGCUGCUGUUCGUGGUGGUGUCCGGUCUGGUCAAGGGCUCGAUGAAGAACUGGAACAUCGACCCAGAAGAGGUCUUCAAUCAGACUUAUGUGAAUGCAACGGGUGCUCUGCCGAAGCCAGAAGAGGUUGGCAAGGGAGGCUUCAUGCCGUUCGGCAUAAGCGGGGUUCUGUCCGGUGCGGCGACCUGCUUCUAUGCCUUUGUGGGAUUCGACUGCAUCGCCACCACAGGUGAGGAGGUCAAGAACCCCCAGCGUGCCAUCCCCAUUGGCAUCGUGGCGUCCCUUCUCAUCUGUUUCCUGGCGUAUUUCGGCGUGUCGGCGGCCCUGACCAUGAUGAUGCCCUACUACCUGCUGGACAAGAACAGCCCUCUGCCCGUGGCCUUCACCUAUGUGGAGUGGGGCGGUGCCACCUACGCCGUCGCCGUCGGCUCCCUCUGUGCCCUCUCCACCAGUCUGCUGGGCUCCAUGUUCCCCAUGCCGCGUGUGAUCUGGGCCAUGGCUGAGGACGGCCUGCUCUUUAAGUUCCUGGCUAAGAUCCACCCCAAAUCCAAAACCCCCGUAAUUGCAACGCUAACCUCUGGAGUCGUGGCAGCUGUAAUGGCCUUCCUGUUUGACCUGAAGGAUCUGGUGGACCUCAUGUCCAUUGGCACCCUGCUGGCAUACACACUGGUGGCAGCCUGUGUCCUGGUACUCCGGUACCAGCCAGAGCAGGUGAGCACGGUGCUGCCGUACCAGGCGGCGUCCCAGGAGGAGGCUGAGGCCGACUCCAUCUUGGAGUCCAGCAACGUCAUCCUGCCCCAGGAGAACUUCACGCUGAGGAACGCCCUCUUCCCCAAGAACACGGAACCCUCACGCCUCUCCGGCUCCGUCGUCAACAUCUGCACCAGCGUGCUGGGGCUGCUGGUGUGUGUGUUCUGCCUGAUCGCUGCGCAGGACACCCUGUUGGAGCCCUGGUCCAUCGCUCUGCUCCUCAUCCUGGCCCUCGUCUGCGCUGUCUUCACCGUGGUGAUCUGGCGCCAGCCACAGAGCAAGACCAAGCUCUCCUUUAAGGUGCCUCUGCUGCCUGUCCUGCCAGUGGUCAGCAUGUUCAUCAACGUGUACCUGAUGAUGCAGCUGGGCAGGGGGACAUGGAUACGCUUCCUCAUCUGGAUGGUUCUGGGCUUUAUUAUCUAUUUUGCCUACGGCAUCUGGAACAGUACCGAGGCCGCACUGGCCAAGUCCAACGCCAGCGCAGACAGCGCCCGCUUCGAGAAGAAGUCCUUCCUACGAGAGGAAGACCCUGAUAGAGAGGCAGAGGAGGAGGAGGAUAGUGAUCCUUGAGAUUAUAGCACCGACGACCCCCCUUCCAUCACCCUCCUCUUCAAACUACUUCAUAUCUGUUUCCCAACCUGAGUGUCACCCAUCCCAUUGGACUCUAUGGUAUGUUGUGUUAAAAAAAACAAGCACAAGAAAAAAGUUGUGUUUCAACUACAGGACAUGUUGGGAAUGGAGGACAGUGACACGUCAGAUACAGUAGCCCUCCACCUCCGUCUCUCUGACUCCGCUCGCCUCUACAACAGUGUCACACCCCCUGGCGCAUUGGACUCCUGUGUAACACAGUACAUUACAUUACAAUACAUUACUUUACAUUUCGCUGAGAUGACGCUUUUCAUCCAAAGCGACUUACUGUCAUUAUUUUUCAGGGUAUUGCCUACAGUCCCUGGAGUAAUGUGGGCUUUGGUGCGUUGCUCAAGGGCACCAACCAGCCAUGGAUGGAUGUGUAGAGAGAGGUCAGCUGAGAUUCAAACCUACAACCAUCAGAUUGAAAGACCAACUCCCUACUCAUUAGGCCACGGCUGCCCCUAGUAUGCAUUGCUAAUUCAACACUCAGAGAGUCAAUUCUAACACAUUUUAAGUGUCAGUCCUGCUCUCUGAGUUUUGAAUUAACGCUGUAAAAUUUCAGGGGUAUGGUGUUGUUAAAAAACAGAAACAAAUAAAAUGUGAUUCAAGUAGAUGUCAGGUAGGAGCACUUUAAGAAGGUCAUCUCCCACAGCAUCAUACCAAGACGCCUUUGUUAGCUCGGAUAUCCAGGCCACCUUCUUUAUUGAGCUAACACGAUCUUCCAUAUCCUGGUAUCAGAUACACCCCAUAUCAGAACCGUUCAGAAUUCACACCACCACAUCCGUCCCAUAGCUGGCAUAAAACCUGAAAACCUAUCCUCCGGAUGUCAGUAGAGUAGCCUCUCUAUAAAAGCUUGUUUCAUUAUUGUCAACGAGGCUGAAAAGGGAUCUUUGUGCCGAAGGCGAAGGGGCCAACCGAACACCGUCUAGUACAGACCUGCAUCCUGUGGCCUGAUUGUACCAUCAGAGUAUAACACACAGCAACAUCUAUCAGUAUGAGCUACACCGUCCCACUCUGACCAAUUGUACUAUCACACACUAUAUACGUAAUCUAUCACACAACGUUAAGAAAAAUAAUUGUUAAAAAAUACACAAGCAAAUGCUGUGAGGUGAUUUGUCAUUAGAAUGUAGUGUGUAACAGCAGCAGAUCGUUACACAUGCUCUCACAUCCUCUGACAUGGAAAGAUUGCACUUCAGAGUAUGAUUCAUGACAAAAUCACACUGUGAUACUGUGCAAACAACAGUAACACGGAGACUACAUAGAGCGUAGGCAUCAUUGUAGAGCCAAUGGGAACAAUGUAGAACCAAUGGGAAUAUUGUACAACCAAUAGGGGUAAGCCAUUGAGAUGUACCCCUCUACAGUAUAUCAGGGACAACUGCUGCUAUCAUUAAGUAAUUACAUAAUUAUAAAGUAGUACUGAUUAGGUUGUUUACAGAAGAGUUCUCUAUAAAUUAGUGUAAAAAUAGAUAGCAGUUAGACUGUUUAUAACUUAAAUGUAUGUACUAUACGGUCAUAUAUGUCAUUUGACAACCCCCCGUCAUAGAUAAUUACAUGCAUUCACUGAUUGGCCGGAGGCAGGAGCUGCAUGAUGAAAGCCUGGAAAUUUUUUGCUUUGCGCUGCCCUCUUGUGGAGAAUGCAGAGUACAGUCGCAGACAGAAGAACCCUCAUUGUAUUUCCUAGCGUUCUGAAACUGUUACCUGUUGCUACCUGUUGAAGCUGGUGCUUUACUGAAUGCUGCUGUCCACCAUUUUGUUAUUGUAGACAUGUUACAUUUAGUCAAUAGAGGACCAUCUAAGAGCAAAGAAAAACGAAGUAGUCUUGCACUGUGGGUGUAGGAAACGGCUGCUGUAGAUGAACCUGAACUGUGCUGCAGGACUUUGUUACAGUUCAUAGUUACAGGACUUACAAGAGUAUGUCACUGACCAUACCUGUACAGUUGAAAACAAUGUUUGAACAACUCAACAACUUGAAAUGCAUAUUAUAUUGAAGCAGGUCACUGUUUGAUAAAAAAAUGUACCUAAUCGAUUGUCGUCUUUGGCAAUAAGACUUGUUCUAAAAUGUGCCUUCGUCCACUAGUAUGAUUUGUCUUUCUAAAUGCAGUCUUUGAUUCUAUGAACUCAAUACUACUAGUGGUACCUUCGAAUGCUGGAUAAAUUAAGGGAAUGUACCAUGUCUUAUUGGCAUUUAGUUAAUGCACAGUGGAAAUUUAAAAAUUUUAUAGAUUGAUGUUUGUAAAGACAUGUAUGUGUUGCUCAUGUAUGUCAACUAAAUUAUUUGGUUUAUUUUAAAGUGUGUAUAUGUUUGAGUAACAGUCAGUGCCGCCACACAAUCUGAGAAUCUGAACCAUGAAGUAAAUGAAAGGGCAUGAUGGUCAUGUCCGCCCAGAGGUGAUCAAAUUAGCCUAGAGAAAGUAAGCCCUGCUAAUAUUGCCACAGCGUGUGAUUUCCUCAUACUUUAGUGAUUCCAGUCACUAAUUGAAAACUCUCCAAACGUAUUUGAAUUUAAAUAUGGCUGAAGCAAAUAUGUACCAGGGCUUUUGCUUUGGGAAAUCCGGGAAGUGCACCGCUACUACACAGAUUCUCCUGCUCUGGACCACAGCUGUUGACCUUCACAUCAUUUUGAGAAAAACACAAGCUGUUAUCUGCAGAGCGCCCAUUUUGGCAGGGCAGAUAAUGAGAAGACAUAGGUGGGCUACUUUUUGUGAGAUCUUGUAAAAUGUGGCAGUAUCUACAAAGGUCACACACAAAGGGGAAACAUACUGUAUUAUAUUGUAAGAGAAAAACAUUAAGAACAUUAUUUUUUUCUGGAGUGUCAGAAAAAAACGAUAUAACUCCCACACAUUGACAAACUUUAUUCACAAUGUUACCCAAUUAAGGUCUAGACAUAACGAUUGAAGUUAAAAGAAAAUUUGUCAGUGCAGGAGUUAUAUGGUGUUUUGUUCUUCUUCACCGACCUGUGGGUCACUUCCAACACACCUGCCAGCUAAGGUGUUUAAAAAAUAAUGUUAUCCUCAGUGUCAACCAAGGGGCUCUGUUCUUGUCACACAUCAGGUGUUGAGGUACUCAGUAUGGUGUUUUGCGGCAUUUCUUCCAGCACACGUUGAAACUUUUCUCUUGACGUGCGGGGAAUGUACUGUACAUAUGAGUUGUUCCUAUUGUAUAUUUUGUUUGUUUAUUUGUUUUGAAAUGUGUAUGUGCUGUACAGUGCCUCAGCUUUUGCCUUUGCACUAAUGGUGAGCCUGUCGAUUUGUGUGCAUGGGAGCUUUGUCUUGAGACUAGGGGGGUAUUACAAGAACAUAGUUCAGUGAUAAACCUGGCAAAGUAAACCCACAGGAAGUGGCAAACCUCAUAAUGUUUAGGCUACAUGUGUCAUUUAGCUAAGCAAUUGAGGACUCUAGGCUCUCCUAUUAGGUGAUUUACCACAACCCCAAGGUUAACAGGAUUGCUACUGAAUACUCCCCAGGUUGUCUUCUCUAAGGUUUGACUAUUUUGUGCUUCGCGUGGGUCUUCAUUUUACUUUUUGUUGUCCAAGUUGCCUUGUCCUUUUAUGCCAUGCGUUAAAAUAUAGAAAUGGGUCUGUGCAUGGCAAAGAGUUGCAUUUGGUACCAUAAUUCUUGACCUUGUUACCUUAAUCAUAUUACACAGUACUCAAUAGCCGUGUGUGUGUGUGUGUGUGUGCGUGCGUGCGUGUGUGCCUGCGUGCAUGCUUGUGUGUGCGUGUGUGUGUGCGUGUGUGCAUGUGUGUGUGUGUGCAAGCAUGAGGGUGUUAAUGUGUAUGAUUGUGUACCUUGUAAAUGUAUGUAAAUAGUGCAAAGAACUGUUGAAAAUGUAACCAGAUCAAAGCAAAAAAAAAUCAUUAAGAAAGCCUCAUUAGGAAGGUUGUUUUGCUUUUGUUUUUAUUAGUCAUUUGUGAUCACAAGUCACCAAAGAUUGUUACACCCUCUGUCCCUUUAAAUAUAUAUUUUCAAAUGUCAUGAAUCAGCUUGUUUUGGACCAUUUCAGAUGUCACAUUCAUUUUGUUCUUUUGCCGUACUUGUUGUUUACUGUUGCUUUUCACUGCUGUAAAUAAACAAAUCAUAUGCUA
This is a messenger RNA of Engraulis encrasicolus (European anchovy), 7124 nucleotides long. Its product is annotated as high affinity cationic amino acid transporter 1-like. The coding region runs from base 1064 to 2980 and encodes 638 amino acids. Gene Ontology annotation, biological process: L-ornithine transmembrane transport; L-arginine import across plasma membrane. The transcript is spliced from 12 exons. The record is from RefSeq and is a predicted model, not a curated record. Lineage: Eukaryota; Metazoa; Chordata; Actinopteri; Clupeiformes; Engraulidae. Gene Ontology annotation, cellular component: plasma membrane. Gene Ontology annotation, molecular function: L-lysine transmembrane transporter activity; L-ornithine transmembrane transporter activity; L-arginine transmembrane transporter activity.